Molecule: messenger RNA, 399 nt
Organism: Raphanus sativus (radish)
Lineage: Eukaryota; Viridiplantae; Streptophyta; Magnoliopsida; Brassicales; Brassicaceae
Product: G-box-binding factor 1-like
Exons: 3
Coding region: 128-355 (75 amino acids)
Source: RefSeq, a predicted model, not a curated record
CAGCUUCUGGUCUGACCAACAAGGAGAGCGGGAAAGAUCAAGCCCUUAGGCAAGAAGUCAAAGCGGGACUUGAAAAGAAAGUGUCAAGGAGCUUUAUUCAAAUGCGUUUUCUUCUUACAAUUUGAUCAUGAAGAAGCUUUCUGAUGUAAUUAUGCUUUUUUUUAUGUUGCGAAGUGAUGAAAGUGUCACAGCGGGUUCAUCUGAUGAGAAUGCUAACAACCACCAGGAACAAGGUUCAGCUAGAAAGCUGAGUUUUGGACAAAUGCUGGCGGAUGCAAGUUCUAAGAGUAACACUACUGGUGAGAAUCCAAGGUUCGGUGCCCAUGAAGUCACUGCCCUCCAGGAACUAAUCUGAAUACAGGAAUGGACUUAUGGUCUUUCCAAGCUGGUGUAGCUGUG